CACAUUCUUCACUUACAUGCAUGAGAGAUAAGGAAGUGUGUUGAGUAAUCAGGGGUGUGUGCACGCUCUGCUGGUGAAGGAGGGGGGGAGGAGGAGCGAGCAUGCUCACCUGCCCACUGCCACAUUCCAUCGCAGCAGUCAAAUAGACAAGACCAAGGGGACGGAGAUCACCAGAUAAGUAAUGUCCCGUUCUUAGCCACUACACCAGCCCACGCCAGAAUGUCUCUGGACCAUCUAAGCCGCUCGAGGGGAAACACCUUCGUGCAGCAAGAUGGCCCCGUGGAGCAGCCAUUCGAUGGCGAGAUCAGUAAGGAAGAGAUGCGGAUCCUCAAGGUGUGCUUCCACAGCAACAGUUCCAACCUGAUGAAGAACUUCAAGCUUGUCAAGUGCAGCAUCUUCACCGACAUACGGGAGAUCAUCAGCUCCAUCCUCCUGAGCGGCCGGAUCGGUCCGGACAUCCAACACGUGGAAUGUUAUGGGCUGCGGCUGAAACACCUGAAAUCUGAUGAGAUCCACUGGCUGCACCCGGAUCUGACCGUGGGGGAGGUGCAGGAGACGUACGAGUGUCUCCACCUAGAGGCAGAGUGGAGAUAUGAUCUCCGGAUCCGCUACCUGCCCGAUAACUAUAUAGAAAGCUUCAAGAAGGAUAAAACAACAUUUCUUUACUUUUACCAGCAGCUGCGGAACGACUACAUGCAGCAAUACGCCACCAAAGUCAGCGAAGGCAUGGCGCUCCAGCUGGGCUGCCUGGAACUCAGGCGAUUCUACAAGGACAUGCCCCAGAAUGCCCUGGAGAAAAGGUCCAAUUUUGACUUUUUGGAAAAAGAAGUCGGCCUGGACCUAUUUUUCCCCAAACAGAUGCAAGAAAGUCUAAAGCCCAAGCAGUUCCGGAAGAUGAUCCAGCAGACGUUCCAGCAGUACGGCUCCUUGAAAGAGGAGGAAUGUAUCAUGCGGUUCCUGAACACCCUCUCCAGCUUCACCUCCAUCGAUCAGGAGACCUACAGAUGUGAACUGGCGCAAGGAUGGAGUAUCAUGGUGGACCUGGUCAUAGGACCCAAGGGGAUACGACAACUCACCUCCAAGGACUCCAAGCCCACGUGCUUUACCGAGUUCACACAGAUCAAAUCCAUCAAGUGUUCACUACUGGACGACGGACGAGCAUUGCUGAUGUUGGGGAUAUCUGGCGCCCCCCAGCCUUUAGCUAUCAAGACGACGUCCCUGGCGGUGGCAGAAAACAUGGCGGAUCUCAUCGAUGGAUACUGCCGGCUGCAGAACGAGUCUCAGGAAUCUCUAAUAGUCUAUCCUGGAAAAGAAAAUGACAAGCGGAUCAGUCUGCCCAGAAUACCAACCCAGGACGUCCCGGAGGAGAGGAGGUCAAGGCUGGAGGAAGGCAGCAGCUUUGAGUCUGACAUAUAUGCGGAAAUACCGGAGGAGUCGGAGCAGAGGUCCACAGCUCACCGCUACACCAUGAGCCGGGACGACGUUGUGUUGGGACGGAUCCUUGGAGAAGGCUUUUUCGGAGAAGUGUAUGAAGGAGUAUAUAAGAAUGGGCAUAAAGGAGAGAAGGUGAGCGUCGCGGUGAAGACGUGUAAGAAGGACUGCGCUCCGGACGUCAAGGAGAAGUUCAUGAGUGAAGCCUAUCUGAUGAGGAAUCUGGAUCAUCCGCACAUUGUGAAAUUGAUCGGAAUUAUUGAAGAAGAUCCCAUCUGGAUAGUGAUGGAGCUCUACCCGUUCGGGGAGCUCGGACAGUAUCUGGAGAAGCACAAGAACACCCUGCAGGUCCUCUCCAUGAUCCUGUACUCCCUGCAGAUCUGCAAAGCUCUGGCCUAUCUGGAAGGAAUUAGCUGCGUCCACAGGGACAUCGCGGUCAGGAACAUACUUGUGGCGUCUCACGAGUGCGUGAAGUUAGGAGAUUUUGGACUCUCCAGGUAUUUAGAAGAAGAGGAGUAUUACAAAGCCUCUGUAACUCGUCUCCCUAUCAAGUGGAUGGCUCCAGAAUCGAUAAACUUCCGACGCUUUACCUCGGCUAGCGACGUCUGGAUGUUCGGGGUUUGUAUGUGGGAGAUCCUGUCCUACGGCAAGCAGCCUUUCUUCUGGCUGGAGAACAAAGAUGUGAUCAGCGUCAUCGAGAAAGGAGAUCGACUCCCUAAGCCGGAGGCCUGCCCCCCGACCCUCUACACACUAAUGACCCGAUGCUGGACCUACGACCCUUCCGAAAGGCCCAAAUUCACAGAGCUGGUCUGCAGCUUAAGUGACAUCUAUCAAACAGAGAAAGAGAUUGUAAAGGACAAAGAAAAAAAUAACCGGCAUCGUCCUCCUAAAAUCAUUGAACCACUUCCAGUACAGGAGCCCCCACCAAAGCCGAGUCGUCCGAAAUACAAGGCAGCAGCACCGGGCAAUCUGCUGGCACCAAGUCUACAAUUCCAGGUGCCCGAGAGUCUGUGUGCCAGCUCGCCCACACUCUGUAGUCCAACAGAGUACCAGUCUCCAAUUGACUCCACACGUAGUCCACCGCUCUCGCGUCAUAGCAUCAUCAAGCGUCGCAGUAUGAGGGAAGAGGAUUUUGUAAAGCCUACUAGUCGAGAGGAAGCCCAGAGAAUAUGGGAGAAAGAACGAGCAAAGAUGCUGCAGGUCAUGAACCGACAGCAACAGCAGAUGAUGGAAGACAACCAAUGGCUGAAACAAGAGGAGAGGUCCCUGGUCAAUAACCUCAAGGACCCAAAGCAGCAAAUCAAUGACAAAGCCCCCGAUCCUCUUCCUGAGAAGGAUCUCGCAUACACUGAAUUCACGGUUCCUCCGCAGAAACCUCCAAGACUGGCCGCACAGGCUCUACAACCGACUCCGACCGCCAACAUCGACCGCACGGAUGACAACGUUUACCAGAGUGUGAUGGAACUGGUGAAGUCGGUGCUCCAGCUUAAGAACGACGUCUACCAGCUGCCUCCCGAGGGAUACGUCAAUGUGGUCAAGAACGUCGGGUUGACUCUCCGGAAGCUCAUAGGCAGCGUCGAUGAAAUUCUUCCGUCAUUACCAGGAUCAUCUCGUACAGAGAUCGAAGGAACACAGAAACUCCUGAGUAAAGACCUGGCCGAGCUGAUCAAUAAGAUGCGUUUGGCCCAGCAGAACGUGGGGACGUCUCUCAGCGAGGAAUGUAAGAAACAGAUGUUGACGGCUUCUCACGCUUUGGCCGUGGACGCCAAAAACCUAUUGGAUUCCGUGGACCAAGCGCGGGUCAGAGCCAACCUUGCAAAAGUGGCCAUGGAAUGACAAUGUUAAAGGGAGUUCAGAUUUGACUCGAAACGCGCGGUCAUUGGGACAGCAAGUGCUGCUAAGGAACGGGAACUAUAUGGACCAAAAAAAAAAACUCUGCUUGAAAUAUAAGGAAAAUUAUGUUACUUUACUAUUGGGUGACAAUUUAUUAAGUAUUUAUUUUGGAAAUAAUGUUUUCAAGAUCCUCUUCCUGUAGGGUUUUUUUUUUUUUAUUAUUAUUAUUUUUUUCUUUUAGUCGAGAAAAGCUGGACUUAUGUGAAUUUUUAGACCUGGUCAACCAUGGACUUACGGCGUACGCGAAAGAUCUUUGACCAUCUCGCCUUUUGUGUCAUCGAAUGUUUCUUUUAUUUAUUAUUUCGUUUACUGGUUUACUAUGAUUUUUUCGCAGAGGCUACUAUUGUGGAGUUUGUAUUUGAUAUCACCUUCGGAUUUGGUGGAGUUGUAAUUAUUCGUUCAGGCUACACGUUUCAUGUGCCGGCAGUUUAGCAUCUAUUUUCCUGUACAUAGCGGCUAAAAAAAAGAAAAUAUUUAAGAAAGAAGAUGACAAAAAGAAAAUGACAACAUUACUAAUAUCUAAUUUGUCGAUACUGGAUUACUGUUUUAUAGGACUAUUUUCUAUAGAACUUUUAAUGUUUUAUUCUCAGAGGGUUCGGUUCCUGUUGAUGAAAUGUUUUUGUGUAUUAUUUUCAGGCCCUCAAAAAAACUUCAUAAAUGUAAAUAUAUCGGA
Molecule: messenger RNA, 3997 nt
Organism: Hyla sarda
Lineage: Eukaryota; Metazoa; Chordata; Amphibia; Anura; Hylidae
Gene: PTK2B
Product: protein tyrosine kinase 2 beta
Exons: 31
Coding region: 220-3267 (1015 amino acids)
Biological process (GO): signal complex assembly; protein phosphorylation
Cellular component (GO): cytoskeleton; focal adhesion
Molecular function (GO): protein tyrosine kinase activity; ATP binding
Source: RefSeq, a predicted model, not a curated record